Zingiber officinale is the source of this 1417-nucleotide messenger RNA. RefSeq names its product pectate lyase-like. Gene Ontology annotation, molecular function: pectate lyase activity. The transcript is spliced from 5 exons. The record is from RefSeq and is a predicted model, not a curated record. Lineage: Eukaryota; Viridiplantae; Streptophyta; Magnoliopsida; Zingiberales; Zingiberaceae. The coding region runs from base 1 to 1344 and encodes 447 amino acids.
AUGGAGUCAUCAAGGCCAAAGCUCCUCUUCCUCUGCUUCAUCUUCUUGGCCUCCGCUGCCUCCACCACCGCCCACAUCGCCGAGUACGAUGAGUACUGGGAGAAGAAGGCGGCGCUGGCCCGCGCCGCGUCCCAAGCCGCCUACAACCCCAACCCCGAGUCCGUCGCCAACACCUUCAAUGCCGAUGUCCACAGGGAGAUGGAUAAGGCGGAGGUGGAGCAUGCGAGCACGAACAGCACGAGGAGAGGGCUGCGCGGGAGGAAGAAGAAGGGCGGGCCGUGCGUGGCGACGAACCCGAUCGACCGGUGCUGGAGGUGCCGCGGCGAUUGGAACAAGAACCGGAAGCGGCUGGCGAAGUGCGCGAGGGGGUUCGGGCGGCACACCACCGGCGGGCUGGCCGGGCGGUUCUACGUCGUGACCGACCCGAGGGACGACGACAUGGUGAACCCGCGGAAGGGAACUCUGCGGUGGGGCGUGAUCCAGAACCGGCCGCUCUGGAUCAUCUUCGCCAAGGACAUGAUCAUCCGCCUCAGCGAGGAGCUGAUCGUGAACAGCAACAAGACGAUCGACGGCCGCGGAGUCAACGUCCGCAUCGCCAACGGCGCCGGCAUCACCAUCCAGUACAUCCACAACGUCAUCCUCCACAGCCUCCACAUCCAGGACAUCACGCAGGGGAACGGCGGCUUGAUCCGCGACUCCGAGACGCACUACGGCCUCCGCACCCGCAGCGACGGCGACGGCAUCUCCAUCUUCGGCUCCACCAACAUCUGGGUCGACCACGUCUCCAUGUCCAACUGCGGCGACGGCCUCAUCGACGCCAUCAUGGGCUCCACCGCCAUCACCAUCUCCAACUCCCACUUCACCCAGCACAACGAUGUGAUGCUGUUUGGAGCUAGCGAUGCUUACUCGCCCGAUGCGCUCAUGCAGAUCACCGUCGCCUUCAACCACUUCGGGAGAGGUCUCGUUCAGAGAAUGCCAAGAUGCCGGUGGGGAUUCGUCCACGUCGUGAACAACGACUACACCCACUGGCUGAUGUACGCGAUCGGCGGCAGCAAGCACCCCACCAUUCUCAGCCAAGGGAACCGAUUCUUCGCUCCACCAAACAUCCAUGCCAAAGAGGUGACGAAGAGAGAGUACUCGCCGGACAACGUCUGGAAGGACUGGAGCUGGAGGUCGGAAGGUGACCUGAUGCGGAACGGGGCGUUCUUCGUGCCGUCGGGAAGGGACCCGGACAAGUCGACGUUCGACCAAAAGGAUCUGAUCAAGGCGAAGCCGGGAACGUUCGUGGCCAGGCUCACGCGCUACUCGGGCUCCCUGGACUGCGUCCGAGGCCAGCCCUGCUAAAUGCAUGCAUCAUAUAAUUUUAAUUGUAAAACUUGUAAUUGAUAUUUAAAUGAUAAUUGAUUUCAAAGCAAAU